Trichoderma citrinoviride is the source of this 1758-nucleotide messenger RNA. Its product is annotated as endoplasmic oxidoreductin. The record is from RefSeq and is a predicted model, not a curated record. Gene Ontology annotation, biological process: protein folding in endoplasmic reticulum. The transcript has 3 exons. Bases 1 to 1758 code for a protein of 585 amino acids. Lineage: Eukaryota; Fungi; Ascomycota; Sordariomycetes; Hypocreales; Hypocreaceae. Gene Ontology annotation, molecular function: thiol oxidase activity; protein-disulfide reductase activity; FAD binding. Gene Ontology annotation, cellular component: endoplasmic reticulum; endoplasmic reticulum membrane.
AUGAAAUCCGCAAGCAAGUUGUUCUUCCUCUCCGUGUUUGCUCUCUGGGCGACGCCGGGCGCAUGCUCUAGCUCGUCAAGUACCUGCACCUUUUCGCCAAACGCCAUCAUUGACGAUGGAUGCGUUUCGUAUGCCACGCUCGAUAGACUCAACGUCAAGGUGAAGCCUGCCAUAGACAACCUCGUUCAGACGACCGACUUCUUUUCGCACUACCGCAUGAACCUCUUCCACAAAAAAUGCCCCUUCUGGAACGACGAGGAUGGCAUGUGCGGCAACAUUGCAUGCGCCGUCGAGACACUGGACAACGAAGAAGACAUUCCCGAAAUCUGGAGGGCCCACGAGCUUAGCAAGCUGGAGGGCCCUCGAGCGAAGCAUCCCGGCAAGCAAGAGCAGAAGCGAUAUCCCGAUCGGCCGCUGCAGGGAGAGCUGGGAGAGAAUGUCGGGGAAAGCUGUGUGGUUGAAUACGAUGACGAGUGCGACGACAGAGAUUAUUGCGUCUGGGACGACGAAGGCGCAGCGUCCAAGGGAGACUAUAUCAGCUUGCUGCGCAACCCCGAGCGCUUCACUGGAUAUGGAGGGCAAAGCGCGAAGCAGGUCUGGGAUGCCAUCUACUUGGAGAAUUGCUUUAAGAAGAGCUCGUUUCCCAAGUCGGCCGAUCUGGGCGUCUCGCACCGCCCAACCGAGGCUGCUGCUCUGGACUUCAAGCAGGUCAUGGAUACCGCCGGCCGCCAGGCUCAACUGGAGCACCAACGGCAGAGCAACCCCAACAUCCCCUUUGUUGCCAACACUGGCUACGAGGUGGACGACGAGUGUCUGGAAAAGCGAGUCUUCUACCGGGUGGUGUCGGGAAUGCACGCCAGUAUCAGCGUACAUCUGUGCUGGGAUUUCUUGAACCAGAGCACGGGAGAAUGGCAGCCGAACCUGGAGUGCUACGAGAGCCGCUUGCACAAGUUCCCAGACCGCAUCAGCAACCUCUACUUCAACUACGCACUCGUGACUCGCGCCAUUGCGAAGCUAGGCCCUUACGUCCUUUCGCCGCAGUACACAUUUUGUACAGGGGACCCGUGGCAGGAUCAGGAGACCCGAGACAAGAUCGCUGCCGUCACGAAGCACGCGACUAGUGUUCCGCAAAUCUUUGACGAAAGUGUCAUGUUCGCUAACGGCGAAGGCCCUUCUCUCAAGGAAGACUUCCGCAACCGCUUCCGCAACAUCAGCCGGGUCAUGGACUGCGUCGGCUGCGACAAGUGCCGUCUCUGGGGCAAGAUCCAGACCAGCGGCUACGGCACGGCGCUGAAGAUCCUGUUCGAGUUCAACGAGGGCCAGAAGCCGCCGCCCCUCAAGAGGACCGAGCUGGUGGCCCUCUUCAACACGUAUGCCAGGCUCAGCUCGUCGGUGGCCGCCGUGCAACGAUUCCGGGCCAUGAUUGAAAUCCGCGACAAGAUGGCGUCCAAGCCGGACUUUAAGCCCGAGGAUCUCUACACGCUCAUCGACGAGGCUGACGAGGAUAUGGACGAGUUUAUCAGGAUGCAGAAUCGUGGGACCCACGGCGAUACCCUGGGCGAGCAGGUCGGAAACGAAUUCGCCCGCGUCAUGAUGGCUGUCAAGAUUGUGCUCAAGAGCUGGCUUCGAACACCCGAGAUGAUCUGGCGAAUUAUCUCAGAAGAGACGUCGAGAUUGUAUCGUUUCUGGGUCGGUCUGCCUACGCGACCCAGACGGUAUGCGUUCAGGCUGCCCAACUUGAAUAGAGACGAGUUGUGA